CGGAUGUAGCAGCAGCAGCAGCAGUCUACAGUACUCUGGCAAGCAACCAUGUAGCGCUGAGAGCAAAAACAUCUUCCUCUCCGACCAGCUCAAGUGCCAUGUUCUUAUAUCCGUAUCGUUAUAAAGUAACAGUGCUCGGAAAAUGUGUCUCAGAGAGUAAACGCACGCUCGGAGAGGAAUUACAGGGCGAGGGAGUCGACAGCGAUACCGAAGCCUGCUAUCCAGGGGCACCACCUCCCCUCGCCUGGAGGUUUGGAAGUGGACAUUUAGCUGGUUUUCUUUUUCAUUAGCCAACCUUGGCGUUUUUUUUCUUUUUCUGUUUUUUCUAGUAGCUCCCAAUGGCUCCAUUUGUUUAACUAAGCGUGCCGUGGACGCGAGAGAAGGGCGUGUAACGCAAAUUGUACCAGGGCAAAGCUCGUUUGCACCGGGGUCCCGUCUCCGCGUUACCGCCCCGUUUUUUCCUCUUGUAGUAAGGCUAGCAGCAACAGCAGGGAGAAAGCCUGCCGGGUGGAGUUGGGCUUGAGGAAUACAACCGAAAGCUGCUUUCGCAAACAUGGGCAAUACAACCUCCUGCUGCGUGUCGUCGAGCCCCAAACACCGGAGAAGCAACCACUCCAGGCUGGAGCCCUACCGGCCCGAGCCGGAGCUGAGUCGCGAAGACACGGGUUGCAACCUCCAGCACAUCAGCGACAGAGAAAAUAUAGAUGAUCUUCCCAUGGAGUACAAUCCCUCAGAUCAUCCCCGCGCCAGCACCAUUUUCCUCAGCAAGUCACAAACUGAUGUUGCUGUGCCCAACAAAAGAGUUCGAGAAAAACGGAAGAGCCUUUACAUCAACCACUUAACACACAUUUCGGAGAACAAGCAUUAUCCAGGCCCAGUGAGACGGAAAUACAGCUCCUGUUCUACCAUAUUCCUCGAUGACAGCACUGUCAGUCAACCCAACCUGAAAUACACCAUCAAAUGCGUAGCCCUUGCAAUAUAUUAUCAUAUAAAGAACAGAGACAUCGACGGAAGAAUGUUGUUAGAUAUUUUCGAUGAGAAGCUUCACCCACUCUCAAAGUCCGAGGUUCCUGCUGAUUAUGACAAACACGACCCUGAGCAGAAGCAGAUCUACCGCUUCGUCAGGACGCUUUUCAGUGCCGCGCAGCUCACUGCCGAGUGUGCCAUCGUCACUUUGGUGUAUUUGGAGAGGCUCCUGACCUACGCAGAGAUCGACAUUUGCCCGGCCAAUUGGAAGCGGAUCGUGUUGGGAGCCAUCCUCCUGGCUUCCAAAGUCUGGGACGACCAGGCGGUUUGGAACGUCGACUACUGCCAAAUUCUCAAGGAUAUCACUGUGGAGGACAUGAAUGAGCUGGAGCGUCAGUUCCUGGAAUUGCUGCAGUUCAACAUCAACGUGCCGUCCAGCGUCUACGCCAAGUAUUACUUUGACCUGCGCUCGCUUGCUGAGGCCAAUAACCUCAGCUUCCCCCUGGAGCCUCUCAGCAGGGACAAGGCGCAAAAACUAGAGGCCAUCUCACGGCUGUGUGAUGACAAGUACAAAGACUUGAGGAAACUAGCUAAGAAGCGCUCGGUGAGCGCAGACAACCUAACAGUGGUGCGGUGGUGUCCGGCCAUCAUUUCCUAACACUGGCUGUCUGCAGAGGAAUGCAUCUUAGACCUGUACUGUAUUUCUGCCUAGUAUGCAGGCAGACCAGGUGGGCAGCAGUCGUGUGGAUCAGUGUCAGUCUGGAAUCUCCUCACACAUACACACGCCCCUUCAACAAUCUGGCACUAUUACAAAUGUUAUUGCAUCCAGACUGGUUGUUGUACAUAAAAGAAGUCCUGUUUCCUGCCUGCACCGAACCAAACGGAGCUAAGCUGAACCAAACUGAACGCUGUUGGAAUGAAGACCACCUAACUUCAGAAGAUAAGCAGCCAGGUGGAAAUACAGAAGUGGAGAGACUUGUGUGAAGUCCAGAAAUGAAAAUAGGAACACGCUUAAAAAGCAGAAUACAGGACGUAACAGCGGCAGCGGCGCUCCAUAAUUCCCUCCAAUGCUCAAGUGCUUGUACAGCUGCUGGAGGGGACGCCGUGUACAUUCCUUUGAUUUUAAUCUUCUGGUUCAGUCAGUACGUUAGCUGAAGCAUGAGAUGAUCGUUUGACAGCUUAUAGACACAUUUCAGACUUUACUUCAAUUUCUCAGUUAGUUUGUGUUUUGUUGGGUGUUUUUGUUCUUUUGCAUUCCCACACAGCAGCUCCCUCUGUUCGCAGAGACAAGCGCAUACAAAAGAAAGACAUUUCACAGUUAGCUUAGCAGUACAGUUGACACGUGGACUACAUAUCCUCAGCCCUCCUUGACAAACAGAAUCCGCUGAGCAUUGUCUCAGAUGGGGACCAUUUGACUGAAGUUUUCAUCAGGAUAACUGACAUUCAACGAGACAAGUCCGUUUUUAGCUCAAGGGCACUUAUUCACCUUGUAGGCAUCCAGUUGCAGAAUAGUAUCUCUGACAGUACGGCCACCCAGCAACCAUUCAGAUAAAGCAAUAUUCAUGCAUCGCUUUGUUGUUGUGAUUAAAUAUAACAAAGCACGCACACAUGGGAGGAGAUUUACUGGAAGACAGAAACGAGACAUACUGUAGAGCUUCUGUUGUACUUUAUUCACUGCCAUUGCCCUGACCUGUGGUGCCUGUAAUAAGCUAGUUAAACACUUCUCCCCUCUCUGCUGGAGAAAAAAAAAGAACAAAUAAGUCUGAAGUAUUUUUUUUCCUCUAGCGUUUUGUACGGUUCUUCCAACUUACAAAGUAACAGCACAAGCGAAAACAUUGACAUUAAAAUGCCAACUAAAAGCAUGAACCUUCAGGGUCGUCACAGACUGAGACGAAUGAAAAAGCUUCGAGCGAUGAUUGAAACACUGCUUACAAAAUGAUAGAUUGUAUACAUUUUGCUAAAUUGUCUUUGUACAGUGUAAAUACAGCACCGUCGUGUGCAAAAAUCUGUAAACUGAGGUCAUAAUGUUAAAAAAAAUACAAAAAGAAUAAGGUUAGAAUAUUUAUAUGGGUCAGUUUAUACUGUAAAUGGGGAGGGGCAAAUAUGUCUAAAUAUGUGUUUCUAUGACAAAUCAAGCAAAGAAGAGAGUCAAGUGUUACGAUUUAAAUAGGAAACACCACUGAAGAUUUUUUGGUCUCUUGUCAACAAUUUCACAAUGCCGAAAAUGCCAUUUUUUUUAAUGUGACAUAAUGUGUGUGGUAUGGAGAUAACACAUGACUAUUUCAUUUCAUUAUUAUUUUUAUGAUUUUUUUGUGUUUGUAAGUCUUCUCUGUGAAACGUUACCCUACUCAUGUGUUUUUGAUAAAAUAAGGAUGUUUGUUUCCUCUGAUGCUGUAAAAUUGGCAAGAUGUUGUAAAAGGUCAUCAGGUGAGUCAAAAAUAUCACUCAGUAUGUCGUUAAAUAAUAAUAAUGUCUGAACUGAGAAUUCAUAUUUGGCAGACUUAUUCUGUUAACACGCAUCACUAACCCUCCUGUUGUCUUUGGCUCAAAUUUAAUUUGUAUCAAUUUCCACUUGAAUUUGUUUUUUUUUAAAUUGGAC
Messenger RNA from Pundamilia nyererei, 3565 nucleotides. It is a transcript of the gene ccny, whose product is annotated as cyclin Y. Gene Ontology annotation, biological process: regulation of cyclin-dependent protein serine/threonine kinase activity. Bases 554 to 1624 code for a protein of 356 amino acids. The record is from RefSeq and is a predicted model, not a curated record. Lineage: Eukaryota; Metazoa; Chordata; Actinopteri; Cichliformes; Cichlidae. Gene Ontology annotation, molecular function: protein kinase binding. The transcript is spliced from 12 exons.